Caenorhabditis briggsae is the source of this 924-nucleotide messenger RNA. It is a transcript of the gene Cbr-srx-42, whose product is annotated as Protein CBR-SRX-42. The record is from RefSeq and is a predicted model, not a curated record. The transcript has 8 exons. Gene Ontology annotation, cellular component: membrane. The coding region runs from base 1 to 924 and encodes 307 amino acids. Lineage: Eukaryota; Metazoa; Nematoda; Chromadorea; Rhabditida; Rhabditidae.
AUGUCUCCUACUAUCAACUCUUAUGAAGAUAUUCUUGCAGGAUCUAUUGUGUCUGUGAUCUGCACAAUUGGGAAUGUAAUGAUGGUCCUUGUGAUCAUCGGAAGCACUCGCAUACCUUCGAUGAAAUCUUCCUUCGGAAUGUUGACCAUCAAUCAAAAUUUUGCUGAAAUCGUUCCGUGCACUACUGGUUUCACUGUGUUCUUCUUUGGUUAUGCACUGGGGUUGAAAACCAUGAUUGAAUACAGUUAUCUGGUUGGUGGAUCAGCUAUCACAAUGCUGAUGAUCAUUCUUGUCGGUUUCCUGCUCAUCUCGUUGAACAGACUCUGCGCUAUUAUAUUUCCAAUUGCAUACAACACCAUAUUUAAAGGGAAAUUCAUAUUAACUAUAAUAGUGAUCACUUGGAUUUUACCAAUCUUGGUUUGCACUUAUAUUUUCGCCUUCCGUCAGUGUACUUAUGCAAUUGUUCAUGAAGGUUGGUACUUCAACGAAUACCCUAACGAGAAAUGUGGUUCUGUAAUGGCAAUGUAUCAAGCGAUUCAAACUCCACUAGCCUUGUUCAUCAGUUUCAUUGACCUCACUACUCUUGUCCUGCUUAUCAUUUUGAGAAACCGAAUCUUUAAAACCAAAAGUUCGGAAGCGCGUCGACGAGAGAUGAAUUUCGCACGUCAAGUCCUCGUUCAGGGAUUCGUAUUCACAAUGCACGGGUUCUGGUAUGCAUCUGGAAGAGAACUGAUGCCACCAACUCUGUCAGAAAACUGGAAGAUCUUCUGGACAACUUCAUUCUCUUCUAAUCUUCUUCACGUGUUCGACCCAAUGAUCGUCUUCAUUUGCAAUAUGGAGUUCCGUACUUGGAUAUUUGGGUUGAACAGAAACAAGAAAAACAAGAGAAUUGUGUCAAUUGUCGGAUCCACUUCCAUGAAUUGA